AUGUCGGUCAACGGGUCCGUCGAGAUCCUGCGGUGGUUUGAAGAUGACGAGGCCACUACUGAACACGGCACGUCCGACGAUAAAGUCAACUACAACAGCAUCGUAUGGUCUCAGGCUGAAAAUGGCGACCCGCUCGUCUGCGUCACGGGAGACUCUCGCAUCAAGGUCUUGAAUGUCCGGACCGGGGAGCUCACAGCAACGCUGAUAGGCCAUGGCGAUUCAGUGAACGAUCUCGCCAUAUCGCCGAUAGACCCGACCAUUCUCGCCUCCGCAUACCACCCGAAAGGCCAGUACAUCCUAACAGCGGGUAUGGAUACCAGGAUCAAUUUGUGGGCAGUACCCGAAGACCUCAAGGAACACGCUGGCACCGACAAGCCGGCCAUAGUGCACUAUCCCCACUUUUCCACUACCGAGAUACACACUGACUUCAUCGACUGGUAA
Molecule: messenger RNA, 441 nt
Organism: Alternaria novae-zelandiae
Lineage: Eukaryota; Fungi; Ascomycota; Dothideomycetes; Pleosporales; Pleosporaceae
Exons: 7
Coding region: 1-441 (146 amino acids)
Biological process (GO): negative regulation of transcription by RNA polymerase II
Cellular component (GO): ESC/E(Z) complex
Molecular function (GO): nucleosome binding; protein binding
Source: RefSeq, a predicted model, not a curated record